Cladophialophora yegresii CBS 114405 is the source of this 2709-nucleotide messenger RNA. Its product is annotated as peroxisomal hydratase-dehydrogenase-epimerase. The transcript is spliced from 4 exons. Gene Ontology annotation, molecular function: oxidoreductase activity. The record is from RefSeq and is a predicted model, not a curated record. NCBI's taxonomy places the organism in Eukaryota, Fungi, Ascomycota, Eurotiomycetes, Chaetothyriales, Herpotrichiellaceae. Bases 1 to 2709 code for a protein of 902 amino acids.
AUGGUGCAAGAAUUACGCUUCGACAACCAGACCGUGGUUGUCACUGGAGCUGGUGGUGGUCUGGGAAAGGCAUACGCCCUCUUCUUCGCCUCAAGAGGGGCCAAUGUCGUGGUCAAUGACCUGGGAGGCUCGUUCAAGGGCGACGGUGCUGGCACAAAGGCCGCAGAUGCCGUGGUAGACGAGAUCAAGGCUGCUGGUGGCAAGGCCGUCGCCAAUUACGACAGCGUUGAACAUGGCGACAAGAUCAUCAAAACUGCCAUUGACAACUUCGGGCGUGUCGACGUCCUCCUGAACAAUGCCGGUAUCCUACGGGACAUCAGCUUCAAGAACAUGAAGGAUUCUGACUGGGAUCUGAUCAACACUGUUCACGUGAAAGGUGCAUACAAAUGCGCAAGAGCUGCAUGGCCAUAUUUCAGGAAACAAAGGUACGGCCGGGUCAUCAACACUGCUUCCGCCGCUGGCCUCUUCGGCAGCUUUGGCCAGUGCAACUACUCUGCGGCAAAACUUGCUCAAGUCGGUUUCACGGAGACAUUGGCAAAGGAAGGCGCCAAGUACAACAUCAUUUGCAACGUCAUUGCUCCAAUUGCCGCCAGCCGAAUGACCGAGACAGUCAUGCCUCCCGAUGUUUUGGCGAACUUGAAGCCCGACUGGGUCGUGCCCCUCGUUGCUGUUUUGGUCCACCCUUCCAAUACACACACCUCCGGCUCAAUUUUCGAGGUCGGCGGCGGGCAUAUUGCCAAGUUGCGAUGGGAACGGGCCAAAGGUCUCCUGCUCCGGUGUGAUGAGACGUACACGCCCGGUGCAAUCCUCAAGAAAUGGGACGAGGUCAACGAUUUCUCUGAGCCAGAAUAUCCCACUGGAGUUGCUGAUUUCGUCACAAAAUCAGAGGAGUCUCUUAAACUACCGCCCAAUGAACAGGGCGAGGAUAUCCGCUUUGACGGAAAGGUUGUUUUGAUCACGGGUGCCGGUGCCGGCCUUGGGCGAGGUUAUGCACUUGCCUUCGCCAAGCUCGGUGCGUCCGUCGUGGUGAACGAUCUUAUGAACCCAGACACCGUCGUGCAAGAAAUCCAGAAACUCGGUGGUAAAGCCGUUGGCAAUAAGGCUUCAGUUGAGGACGGAGAUGCUGUCGUCAAGACGGCUAUCGAUACAUUCGGCAGAGUCGACAUUCUGAUCAACAACGCUGGUAUACUACGAGACAAAGCGUUCGCCAACAUGGAUGACAAGCAAUGGGAUGAAAUUAUCGCUGUUCAUCUCCGUGGCACGUACAAGGUAACCAAGGCAGCAUACCCUUAUAUGGUCAAGCAGAAGUAUGGUCGUAUCGUCAACACGACCAGCACGAGCGGUAUCUACGGCAAUUUUGGCCAAGCCAACUAUGCUGCUGCUAAACUCGGUAUCCUCGGGUUCUCUCGAGCCCUCGCUCUUGAAGGCCGCAAGAACAACAUCUUUGUCAAUACUAUUGCACCAAAUGCCGGUACGCAAAUGACUCGAAGUAUCCUUCCCGAGGAAUUGGUGCAGCUAUUCAGGCCCGAGUAUGUCGCUCCUCUCGUGCUUGCCCUAUGUUCGGACAAGGUGCCAGACCCACCAACAGGGCUCCUCUUCGAGGUCGGCAGCGGCUGGCAAGCACGGACACGAUGGCAGAGAUCAGGCGGCCAUGGCUUCCCCGUAGACGUCAGACUGACCCCAGAGCAUGUCGUCUCGCAAUGGGGAAAGAUCGUCAACUUUGACGAUGGCCGAGCCGACCAUCCAGAGUCUGCCCAAGAUGGUCUCAAGUCCAUUAUGGCCAACAUGGAGAACAAGAGCAAGAAGUCUGAUGGCGCAGCUUCUGGUACCGAUUAUAUGGCUGCCAUCGAAAAGGCGAAGACAGCUCAAGCCACCGGCACCGAAUUCGUCUACGACGACAGAGACGUUAUCCUAUACAACUUGUCACUCAAUGCGAAGCGAACACAACUACCUCUGGUAUACGAGAAUGACGACAACUUCCAGGUCCUCCCCACAUUCGGUGUGAUUCCUUACUUCGGCGCUGUUGCACCUUUCUCGAUGGACGAGGUCCUUCCCAACUUUUCACCCAUGAUGCUUCUACACGGGGAGCAAUAUCUCGAAAUUCGGAAAUACCCCAUCCCCACUGCUGCCAAGCUGGUUUCUUACCCCAAACUGGUCGAGGUUGUCGACAAGGGAAAGGCUGGUAUUGUCGUGACCGGUACGGUCACCAAGGAUGCGAAGACGGGUGAAGAUGUCUUUUACAACGAAUCGACCGUCUUCGUCCGAGGCUCUGGCGGGUUCGGAGGGCCCAAGAAUGGUACCAACCGUGGUAACGCCACCGCAAUCUACCAGCCGCCCAAGCGGUCGCCCGAUGCGGUCGUGGAGGAGAAGACCUCAGAGGAUCAGGCUGCUCUUUACAGACUGAAUGGUGACCGCAACCCUUUGCACAUUGACCCCGAGUUUAGCAAAGUUGGCGGUUUCAAGGAGCCCAUCCUACAUGGUCUCUGCUUCUUCGGCUUCAGCGGCAAGCAUAUCGUCGAGACUUACGGCUUGUUCAAGAAUAUCAAGGUCCGCUUCGCUGGUACUGUCAUUCCCGGCCAGACCUUGGUGACAGAGAUGUGGAAGGAGGGCAACAAGGUCAUCUUUCAGACUAAAGUCAAGGAGACUGGCAAGCUAUGUAUUGCCGGCGCUGGAGCUGAGCUUCUGGGUUCCCCCAAGCCUAAGUUGUAG